Molecule: messenger RNA, 1356 nt
Organism: Monoraphidium neglectum
Lineage: Eukaryota; Viridiplantae; Chlorophyta; Chlorophyceae; Sphaeropleales; Selenastraceae
Exons: 12
Coding region: 1-1356 (451 amino acids)
Source: RefSeq, a predicted model, not a curated record
AUGGCGCCGCGCGCGGCGCCGCGCGCCUCGCUGGCCGGGCUUGCGUCGCUCGACAGCCUGGAUGACCUGCCCGCGUCAUCCGAGUUUAUUGAGCAGGAGCUGGUGGUCAAAAUCAUCGACGGCCUGCGCGAGGAGAUGCUGGGCUGCUCCAACGCGUUCUUCGGCGUCGCCCUCGCCUCUGUCGCGCUGUCGGUCGUGGCCGCCAGCGGCGUUGAGGUGUCUGAGGCGCCGGAGGUGCUGUUCAGUGGCGUCACGGUCGGCGACGUCGCCACCUGGAUGGACUCGCUGCUGGUGGCGGGCCUGCUGCGCUACGGCGCGGAGAGCUUCGGCCGCGUGCUGGACACGGGCAACGAGCGCAAGCAGCUGGCUUACACGUUCCAGGGCAUCAACAGGCUGGGCAUGGUGUUUCAGCAGCUGGCAGUCGCGGCCGGGACGGUAUCCUUCGUCAUCACGCUUGAGGCGGCUGUCGAGUGGCCUCCGCUGGUCACCGUGGCGUCUGGCCUGUUCUUCGCCGCCGCCGUCGCCCGCAGCAUGGCCAUGUGGCGCUGCGUGGAGGCGGCGAACGACGUGUCUUUCCCGCUGCUGGAUCGGCUGGCCAUCCGCAUCGCAUUCAACUACCUGCUGCAGUACGAGGCCGCGGGACGACGGCCCAGCGAGCAGGCAAGCGGGGCGCAGCCCCCGGCCGCCACCGGCGCCGCUGCCGCCUCGGCCCUCCCUGCUGCGGCCCUUGGCGUCCCCGCCGGCUCCGCCGGACCCGGCGGCGCCGCCCUCCGCGGCAGCAGCGUGCAGGAGAUUCUGAGGGGCCUGCCGCCAGUGCUGCCCCUAAUCAGCCGCCCGGGGCGGGGCUCCGAUGGGGGCGACGGGGGCGCCCGUGGGGAGGGGCCUGGGUACGAGCUGACGCCGGAGGAGGAGCGGUUGGUGCAGGCCUUCCAGAGCUCACUCAACAGCGCAGGCUUGUCCCUGGUCCUGCAGAGCUUCGCGACUGGCCUGCUGGUCACUGCAGGUCUUGCGUCCAACCACAUUGGGGACGCGAUAGCAGACGGCAUCCAGGUUGUGAACAAGGCCAUAGCAGCAGAGCUGAUUUUCGUGGCCACAGCAAACAUCGACAAUGCGCUGUACACAGACGGCUGUGACGUGGCGCACCUGCUGCAGGGCCUGGGCAAGAACGGCCUGACCAAGCUGUUCCACAACCUCAGCAUACUCGCGUGGGCCGUUGUGAUGGCCAAGCUGGUGGCCCUGGCCGCCCCCUGGGAGGAGAGCUCGCCAUUUUUUUCUUACUUGAACGAGGUGCUGGGCCACAAGGCUGGUGAUUUCAUGCUGGAGGCGGAGCAGAUGCUGGUCAAGAUGCUGCCGUGA